AUGAUCGAGGUCCUGUAUAAUGGUCCGGCCUCGAUGGAGGGGUCGAGGUCACCCUUCACGAGAGAAGAGCAUAGAACGAGCCAAAGCAGUCUUAUCAAGGGUGGCAAGCGCGCGCCGCGCCGCUCCCAGACCCAGCACGAGUACUUCCUCCCUCAGUCUCCUGGCUUUACGCUCUACACGAUUCCUCAGCCACCCCCCAUCCCCGAGGGCAGCAGCCCCCAAACGCCUUCGGAGCCUUCGCAGGAGUCAAGCCAGAAAGCGGCGGAACAGACGCGACCACCGGCACGGCGGCCGCCACUCGGCCCUCCGCGGCGGUCCUACUCGGUAACGGACCAGCAGCCCAUUCCCCGGCGCCACCAGCCGACGGUCAGGCUUGCACUGACAGACUUGCCAUCCGAACUCCAUUUUGUCUUGUUUGACUUCCUCGACCCGAUUGACAGCACCUGCCUCGGCCUGACCAACAAGCAUUUCUACGCCAUCCACCGCCGGCUCCACGGCUCCGUGUCGCUCACCGCCCGCCGGAACGGGCCGAACGAGCUCGAGUGGGCGUGGCAUCUCGCGGGUAGCGUGGUCCGGCCAAGUACCUUCGUGGCGGUCGGUAGCAAGGACACGCUAUCCAAGCUGCGGGUGCGAGGGCAGGGAUAUUGCCGCAUGUGCGGCGUUACGAAAUGCCAGCUUCACAAGCACAUUCAGGAAUGGAUGGGUGAGGAGCGCGAGUACUGCUCAGUUACGCAGAAGUACGGGACCGUGGCGCCCGAGGGUUCCAAGUCAUAUUGCUAUAUGAGCAAGCCGGGUGACAAGAGCAGUCCGGCAGCUCUCGUGUCGAAGUUUUUCUAG
This is a messenger RNA of Chaetomium fimeti, 837 nucleotides long. RefSeq lists its product as uncharacterized. Bases 1 to 837 code for a protein of 278 amino acids. The record is from RefSeq and is a predicted model, not a curated record. Lineage: Eukaryota; Fungi; Ascomycota; Sordariomycetes; Sordariales; Chaetomiaceae. The transcript has 2 exons. Gene Ontology annotation, molecular function: protein binding.